Pelobates fuscus (common spadefoot toad) is the source of this 3954-nucleotide messenger RNA. RefSeq names its product ELAV like RNA binding protein 4 (gene ELAVL4). Gene Ontology annotation, molecular function: RNA binding. The record is from RefSeq and is a predicted model, not a curated record. The transcript is spliced from 9 exons. The coding region runs from base 388 to 1692 and encodes 434 amino acids. Lineage: Eukaryota; Metazoa; Chordata; Amphibia; Anura; Pelobatidae. Gene Ontology annotation, cellular component: ribonucleoprotein complex.
UCAUAUACCUGUUUCAGCAGAUCCAUCCAAGACACUUCUCAUGAAAUCCUCCUCAAGGUUAUCUGUGUGUGAGGCUCAGCUCCCUGACACUACCCACCUGGCGGUGAUGCUUUGAAUUGUUACUUUGUAAGACUUCUGAAACCAGCCAUGUUUGUAGCAGAGCAUCCUUGUACGACAGUGGUCCAGCCUGGCCAGAACAUCCUGUGCACUUUAUGAGGCUGAUCAGGGGGAGAUCCCAAGUGGCUGCAUGCAAGGUCUGAUGUACCAUCUCUAGGGAAUACCCAGACUGACUCUCUUUGGACAGAAACAUACACUACAGACACCCUCUUUGCAGAAGGAGCUUAAAAAAAAACAAAAGCUUUCUUUUUGUUGUCACUCUCUGGCAAGAUGUUUGAAAUCACCAGGACCCUUAACGCUGCGUUAUUAAAUAACGAGAUAAUUAGCACCAUGGAAACUCAGGUGUCGAAUGGCCCGACUUCCAAUACAAGCAACGGACCAUCUAGUAACAGCAGGAAUUGUCCUUCUCCCAUGCAGACAGGGGCAGCCACCGAUGACAGCAAAACUAACCUCAUAGUCAACUACCUGCCCCAGAACAUGACCCAAGAGGAAUUCAGGAGUCUGUUUGGCAGCAUCGGAGAGAUAGAAUCUUGCAAAUUGGUGCGGGACAAAAUCACAGGCACUCAAUUCGAGGAACACUUCAAGGAUUUAGCCACUGGCACAAAAUGGAAACCCCUUACUGAAGAGGGCCCUAUCUUUGGGAAAGGGCAGAGCCUAGGGUAUGGAUUUGUUAACUACAUUGAUCCAAAGGAUGCCGAAAAAGCCAUUAACACCUUAAAUGGAUUAAGACUACAAACCAAAACCAUCAAGGUUUCCUACGCCCGCCCCAGCUCUGCAUCAAUACGUGACGCUAAUUUGUAUGUGAGCGGCCUUCCAAAAACCAUGACACAAAAGGAGCUAGAACAAUUAUUCUCACAGUACGGGCGCAUCAUCACCUCAAGAAUUUUAGUCGAUCAAGUCACAGGUGUCUCUCGAGGAGUGGGGUUUAUCCGUUUUGACAAGAGAAUAGAGGCAGAGGAAGCCAUAAAGGGUCUGAAUGGACAGAAGCCAAGCGGAGCCACGGAACCAAUUACUGUGAAAUUCGCCAACAACCCCAGUCAGAAAACAAGUCAAGCCUUGCUCUCUCAACUCUACCAGUCACCCAACCGGCGUUACCCAGGACCUCUCCACCACCAGGCACAGAGAUUCAGGCUGGACAAUUUACUUAAUAUGGCCUAUGGCGUUAAGAGUUAUGCUGAGCACCUCUCCUACAACACUUCCUUAAAAUAUGACGUUGGGAGGAAGAGCAUCACUACGGAAGCCAAGAGGUUUUCACCGAUCACCAUUGAUGGGAUGACAAGUCUGGUGGGAAUGAAUAUUCCUGGGCAUACGGGUACUGGAUGGUGCAUUUUUGUCUACAACCUAUCUCCCGACUCAGAUGAGAGUGUUCUGUGGCAGCUUUUUGGCCCAUUUGGAGCAGUCAACAAUGUGAAGGUCAUCCGUGAUUUCAACACCAACAAAUGCAAGGGAUUUGGCUUUGUCACAAUGACCAAUUAUGAUGAAGCAGCAAUGGCCAUCGCCAGCCUUAAUGGAUAUCGCCUGGGAGACAGAGUUUUGCAAGUUUCCUUUAAAACCAACAAAACCCACAAGUCUUGAAUUUCAGUUCAGUCCAUGUCAACCAAUCUGUUCACGAACAAAGAGAAGACAAAAAAACAAACAAAAAAAACAAAUAAACUUUCUAUGGCUUAUAACCAAUCAUGGAUUUUAUAAGCCGAAGUUGCCUAAGUAUUACUAUUGGAUAUCCUGUGAUAAACCGGAAAGGAUUUUAUAAUGCUUAGAAAAAAAAACAAAACAAAAAAACUUUGAUGCAUUGAAUGUUCUUUCAUAGCUGUCGUCGUUGAAUAUAAUAUACAUAGAUUACAAUGAGCAGGGCUUUUUUAACCCAGCCGGCUAGUUUUACACCUUCUUUGAAGGUGGCUGUUUUUAAGAUGACCAUGAGUUCAUUUGAAGAAUUAAAAAAAAAAAGAUUUAAAAAAACUUGAAAAAAAAAACAAAAACAAUUUUUACAAAUGUAACACAAUAAAGAAAAGAAAAAAAUAUUUUUUUCUUUUCUUUUCAGCUUUCUUUUCUGUUCACAAAAUGAAUCCUUUCAGAUUGAUGACCCACUCCCCCCUCCUUUCCAGUAACCCUUUGAGUGCAGGAAUGUAGCAAAGGUUCCGGUACUUGAAAGAGUUUUUAAUGUUUGUUUGUUUGUUUUUUAAAUGAAAAAAAAAACAAGAAAGAAACAAUAUAGUUGUGCAAAUAAAAGGGAACAAAAAUAAUUACUUUUGCAAUUAAUUGUAUUGUUUCUUGGGUAUUGAUUUUGAAAGGAGAAUUGUGGGGGGAAUUAUUGGGGGUCAAAAUACCUGAUGACGCAAAACAAUUUAAAUAAAUGAACAAUGUUGCCAAAGAGUUGGUCUCUUUGCUGAAAAUGGGUUUCCAGAAAAAUCUAUUUUUAUAAAAUAUAAAGAAUUUUUACAAGAGAAUCUGGAUUUGAGAAAAAAAAAAUAAAAUAAUAUUUUGACUGGCUAAUUUAGGGGAAACUGACGACUUUGUCAUUCAUACUGCACUGGUAUCUUUUUAGAGAACAAGACGUGUUUUACAUUGGAUUAGUAGAAUGUUUUUUGAAAGAUGGGUUACAAGCGGUUGAUAUUCGUAUCUUUUCAUAGCAUGUUGCAAACAAUCUUAUUGAAUAAGGGAGAGUGAUCUGUACAGGUCCCCAAAACCACAGUCAAACCCCAAAAAAGCAAGAGGUACAUUGCUAGACAAUUUUUUUCUUUAAGUCAUCAGUAUGGGAUAUCAGCAGAACAAAAGAAAACUUAAUUUCUUUGGGUGGGGCAAAAACUUCCUUAGUUUGAGUAGUAGGUGCUACAAAACCAUUUUCAUAUCUUAGUAAUCAUAGUUAAAUGUAAUGUGUUUAGAAUCAAGAAACAUUUGCUUUCAAUUUGUUAAGAGUUUUACAAUUCACUUUAUGGCCCACUCCAAUAUACCUGGGCUGCGUUGGCACAUUUUAAAAAACACUGUUUUGUUUUUUUUAUGUUGCUUGCAACACAUUUUUAAUUUAUCGCUGAUGUAUUGCAUUCAGCCAAUAUCAAAAUAUGGCAGGUAUGCUAGUCUAUUUAUUUGUUUACUUAAACUAUGGGAAGAUGCAUAUUAUUGUGUCAUUUCUUGUGUGUGUACGUGUAUAUAUAAUAUAAAUAUAUAUAUAUAUAUAAAGUUAUUUUUUUCUUUCUGUUAACUCAUUAUUAAGUUGUACUCUUUUGCUAGUUAUGUUUGUAUAUGUCUUAAAAUGUUUUCUUAUUAUACUUGAUUGACAAGCGUAUCAAGGUAACUCGUGUAGAAAUAUUGUUUGAUAUGUUGUCAUGUUUGUCGUGAAUAUUUUUUCUUAAUGCACAGUAGAACAACAACAACAACAACAACAACAACAAAAUACUGGGUCUUUAUUUUAAUGUUAUUCUGAUGGAUACAAAAAAAACAAACAGAGCUACGGGAACAGAAGACAAAUUGGGCAGCUCUCCCACAUCCAGUGCACUGAUAAUUUUAGUAUGUUUGUGCUCUGUACCGUUCUAUAUUUUAAAAAAAACAAAAACAAAAUAAAAAAAGUUCUGCUCUUCCCUGAGAACUAGGAAAAAGUUACUCGCUAUGCAUAAUCUAGUUGAUAGUUUCAAUUUGCUAUUGCUUUUUCUUGUCUUGUUAUAUCCAAUCUUUUCAAUACAAGUUUAGUCUUAAUGGUAAUAAAACGUUGUUAUGGUUAUAUAUAUAAUGUGCUUUUUUUGCGUAUUUAUUUUUCAGUGUUCCGCCCACUAUAUGCACGUAUCUGUUUUAAUACUGGAGGCGAAAAUCUUCGUAUUAGGCCGAAACACAUUAAAAAAAACAAAA